Molecule: messenger RNA, 795 nt
Organism: Ceratotherium simum simum (southern white rhinoceros)
Lineage: Eukaryota; Metazoa; Chordata; Mammalia; Perissodactyla; Rhinocerotidae
Product: membrane-spanning 4-domains subfamily A member 4A-like
Cellular component (GO): plasma membrane; Golgi apparatus
Source: RefSeq, a predicted model, not a curated record
GGCACUUAUAAGACACACGCAGAAGUUGCAAGCUUGAAGAAAGUGUCUUUUCUGCUGCCAUGACAACCAUGCAAGGAAUGGAACAGACCACACCAGGGGCUGGCCCUGGUGUGUACCAGCCGGGAUAUUAUAUUUCUGUAAAGGAAUAUCUAUGGAAAGGAAUGCCAGAGAAGUUUUUCAAGGGGGAACCCAAAGUCCUUGGGGCUGUGCAGAUCCUGAUUGCUGGGAUGAACUUCAGCUUGGGAAUAAUAAUGAUUUGCGUUCCAGUGUCAGUUAGUGAAACUCAUGUUUAUCCUGCAACAGUGUACUCAGGUUACACAAUUUGGGGGUCACUGAUGUUUCUUAUUUCAGGGUCCUUGUCAAUUGCAGCAGGAACCAGCACUGCAAGGGGCCUGGUCCGAAGUAGCCUAGGAGUGAACAUCACCAGCUCUCUCUUUGCUGCAACAGGGAUCUUCAUCACUAUGUUCAGCAUUAUUUUUUUUUCAUUCAGUUACUAUAGGGGUAUAAAUUUUAAGGAGUUGGAGAAUUGUUCCCUGCUUGUAUCUGUGUUAAUGAUUAUGGAUGGUAUGGUGCUGAUUUUAAGUGUGCUCGAGUUCUGCAUUUCCGUGUCCCUGUCUGCCUUUGGAUGCAAAGUAAUCUGUUGUAAUCCUGAUAAGGUUGUGUUCAUUCAGCCAGCAUAUCCUCACAUGGCAGGACCAGCAUUUCCUGCACUAAUUACAGGAGAUUUGAUGAUACCAGAAUAUCAACAGCAAAAUGUUCCAGGAAUCCUAUCUUGACAUUUAUGCAAGAACCCCA